Molecule: messenger RNA, 1641 nt
Organism: Hemisphaericaspora subhashii
Lineage: Eukaryota; Fungi; Ascomycota; Pichiomycetes; Serinales; Debaryomycetaceae
Gene: RAD7
Product: UV-damaged DNA-binding protein
Exons: 2
Coding region: 1-1641 (546 amino acids)
Biological process (GO): SCF-dependent proteasomal ubiquitin-dependent protein catabolic process
Cellular component (GO): SCF ubiquitin ligase complex
Source: RefSeq, a predicted model, not a curated record
AUGUCUAGACGUACUAGAAAUCAUUCAAGAGUAAGUGGACCCAACUCAGCAUUAACAGAAUUCUUAAGGAAUGAAGGUAUAACCGACGCAUUCAGACAAAGAAGAGAUCGGGGAAGACGCGAUGGUCAGAAUCAGGAACAAUCUACAGAACCAACCCCUACUCCACCUAUUCAAGACGAAUCAGAAGUUACAACAGCUACAACUAGCAAUGAAGUUAGUAUAACCAUCGAAGAAGAAGAUGAUGACGAAGAAAUCACGGAAAUAAAACGCGCAGGGAAGAGAAAACUACGCGCGGCCAGACGUGGUGGAAGACGCGGUAGAGGAUCUCCAGAUGAUAGCAGUAGUGAUGACGAUAAUGAUGAUGACUUCGAUGAAGAUGAUGACGACGACUUUGAAUCGGUGAAAAAGUUUGGUAGUCAAGAUAUUUGUGUAGAUUGUGGGAAUAAAUUUGAAUUAACGGUUUAUUCACGAUUCAUUUCUGAAAAAUCAGGAUAUUUAUGUGAAUCAUGUAAUGCAAUCCUUAAAACUCGAGAAAAGAAAGCAAGAGUAAAUCAAUUAAAUGCUCGUAAGAAAAGGAAAAAAGUUGCUCAAGCAUUAUUAAAUAAAACCGAAAUCAAAUUACCUAAACUUCAAGAUAUUUGUAUUCAAAAAAUAACUUCAAAUAUUGAUGAUGUUGAAAUGUUAGGUGAUAUUGGUCAAUUGAAUAUGAAUAAAAUAUCAAAAAUCUUAUCCAAAAACCGUUCAUUAAAUGAUAAAACAAUUUCAUUAUUCUUAUCCCCAGAAUUAAAACAAUUACAAUUCUGGGAUUGUUCAAAUGUAAAUUCAGAUUCAUUAAAUAAAAUCGGUGCCUAUUGUCCCAAUCUAGAAUCCUUGACAUUAUUCAUGUGUGGACAAUUCCAUAACGAUAACCUCGAAUACUUCAGUCAUCAAUUAAAAAACCUAAAAGAAUUAUCCCUAAAUGGUCCAUUCCUAAUCAGUGACUUAAAAUGGCAAGAAUUCUUUGAACAACCCACUGGGUCCAACUUAACAAAAUUUGAAAUCCGUAAUACUCAUAGAUUUGGCAAUGACUGUCUAAUUUCAUUACUCGAAACCUGUCUAUCCAAAUUCUGUCCCAAUUUAACUCAACUCUCACUCAAACAAUUAGAUCAAAUUUCCAAUCAAGGAUUCGCAACCGCUUUUGAAGAAUAUCUGAAAGUUAAUGCCGGAGGAUUGUUAGAAGUCGAUUUGACGAAAUGUACAGAAUUGGGAGAUGAGGCAAUAUAUGAAUUAUUAAAUCAUUCUUGUCAUACUUUGGUUGAAUUGAGUUUAAAUUCGUUAUAUAAAUUGUCGAAGAAUUUCUUAUCUCAGAUAUUUACUCCAGAUCUGCAUCCUUUUAAAAAAGCCAUCAAGAAGAAACUAGAAAAUCCCGAUGAUGAUGGGGAGGCUGGGGAAGGGGGAUAUUAUCAUCAUAUUAAUCUUCAUUUAUUGACAUAUUUAGAUGCCGGAUUCGUGAGAUCUAUCGAUAAUGAAUUAUUAUCAUUGAUUGGGAAGAGUUGUCCUAAAUUACAAGUAUUGGAAAUAUAUGGGAAUAAUCGAUGUACGGCACGGGCAAAAAUAAGAGAUGGUUUAAUGGUUAUAGGACGUCAAACUGAUGAAAUAUAA